Messenger RNA from Lottia gigantea (owl limpet), 1128 nucleotides. RefSeq lists its product as hypothetical. The record is from RefSeq and is a predicted model, not a curated record. Gene Ontology annotation, molecular function: ubiquitin protein ligase activity. Gene Ontology annotation, biological process: protein ubiquitination. Lineage: Eukaryota; Metazoa; Mollusca; Gastropoda; Lottiidae. Gene Ontology annotation, cellular component: cytoplasm. The transcript is spliced from 10 exons. The annotation marks the transcript as partial.
GGGGCUCUAACUUCCCGUAGAAAUACGGGUGUUGAAUCUGUAGAUUUGUCUUCCAACAACGCUUACAGAUAUCCUCCAAAAUCAGGAAAUUAUUUUGGAAAUCAUUUCGUCAUGGGAGGAGAAAGAUUUGACUCUCCUCAACCUGGUGAAUAUUUAUUUGGUGAAUGUGAUGAUUUGAAUUUUUUGGGAAAUAAACCCAUACCAUUUCCUUAUCCAGUGCCAGCUGGUAAUGAACCAAUUAAAACAUUAAAAAGUCUAGUAAACAUCAGAAAGGAUUCAUUACGACUUGUUAAGUAUGAUCCAGCUGAGAAUCUACUUCAUGACAAAGAAGACACAACACAACUUUAUAAUCUAGAAUUUACUUACGAUGCAGAUGCUAGGUGCUCAAUAAGAAUAUUGUAUUUUGCUACAGAAGAAAUUGUUAAUGGACAGGUUGUGUACCAUCCUAAAGACCCAAAUAUGACAUCUGAUGUAUUUCAUUGUAAACGUGGUACAGGACUAGUAUUUAGUCAACCAACACAUUUUAUAAGACCAAACAGAUUUACUCUUGACGAGUGGAUGUAUAAUCCUGAUAAAGAAAUUAUACCAGUUGUUAUACAAUGUAUUGUAGAAGAGGAAGAGCAUGCUGGUCAUGCCCAUAUGACAUUUGCUGUGAUAGAUCAAAAUUCAGAAGGAGGUUACACAAUUAAACCAUUAAAACAAAAACAAUUUGUUGAUGGUUUAUGUUAUUUAUUACAAGAAAUUUAUGGUAUCGAAAAUAAGAAUGUAGAAAGAUCAAAGGUGGAUCCAGAUGAUGAGUUAGAAGACAGUGGUGCUGAAUGUGUGAUAUGUAUGUCUGAUAUGAGAGAUACAUUAAUAUUACCAUGUAGACAUCUAUGUUUAUGCAGUGGUUGUGCAGAAUCCUUGCGAUAUCAAGCUAGUAUGUGUCCUAUAUGUCGAGUUAAGUUUAGAGCCUUGUUACAAAUACGAGCUAUGAGAAAGAAAGGUACAGGGAUGGUAAGAACAUGUUUUGGUUUAUCCUUGGGUGAUUGCGAAAACACAUACCAAGUUUCUUUAAAAUCUGUCAAGAAUUGUGUACCACCAGGUUAUGAAGCUGUAUCAUUAAUAGAGGCAUUGAAUGGUCAGAUA